Molecule: messenger RNA, 2178 nt
Organism: Didymodactylos carnosus
Lineage: Eukaryota; Metazoa; Rotifera; Eurotatoria; Philodinida; Philodinidae
Source: the annotation of a GenBank genome assembly
AUGCAAAUAAAUAAUGCAAUAGCUUCAUUCAAGCAAAAUUCCGAUCCAUAUAAAGAAUCAAUCGCGACAUUGUUAGGGGAUAUUCAUUUUGACUUAGCGAUCGGUGAAGUUCGAAAAACGUACGAUGAUGAUGGAAAUAUCUUAAUUAAUAUUCAAAAUUAUCUUCGAACAUUUUGUCUGAAAAAUAAAGUUGAAGAUGAACCAUUGCACAAACAAAAUCAAACACAAUGGGCUGAUGAAAUUAGACAAUUGAGACAGGAACAAACGACAUCAGAACAAAAAACGAAACGAUGUCGAACACAAUUAGAAAAUUUAAAAAGAGAUUUGGAGACAACAGAAAAGCGUACAAAUACUAUGAUUCAACGAGUAGUGAUAAUGUCGAACGCAAGUUUAAUGGCCGCAAAUCAGAUAAAAGAUUAUUAUACAACGAGAAAUGAGGCAAUUAAAGAUUUAGAAAGAGUUCAAAAAGAACAUGUAAAACAGAAUGAACGUUAUGUUGCGUCAGUGGCAAAAACCAAUAAUAACAAGAAACAGAUCGAAAGUUUAGAAAAAUUGAUGCAAUUGAAAUUAAAUGAUCAACAUAAAAAAUUAAUUGUCAAAUAUGGACGUGGCCUCUUGCUAUGUGGUCCACUAGGAACGGCUAUAUUUUACUUGACAGGUAAAUCUGAAUUACUUAAACGAGUAGCAAUUUAUGCCGAGAUAACCAUGAUUAGUCAACCAUUCUCUGCCGGUGAACUUAAUCGACCAUAUGUUGGUGAAACAGAAAAACUUCUUGUUGAUAUUAUGUAUCGCGCUAAUGCCAUUCCAUUUUUGAUCGGUGCUAUGAUCAUCGAUGAAAUUGAUGGCCUUGUGUCAAAACGUGAUAAUAAUGCGCAACAAGGAAAAGUUGAUGGCAUUAGUGUAUUACUUUCACAUAUUGAAGGUGUAAAAAAUAUUCCAAACUUAAUUGUAUUUGGUGCUACCAAUUGUCGAAAUAUGAUGGAUGAAGCAUUUCUUCGACGAAUGCAAGCAAAAGUAUUUGACGGUCGUCCAUCACCAACCAUACGAAAUAAUAUGUUAACACCAUUAGUUUGUAAAGAUUCACGUCUAUUUAUACCAAAACGUCUCGAUUCAGUAGUUAAAAUCACCACAAAUUUUAGCGGUGCUGCCAUCAGUGCAUUGAGAUCAAAUUUAAUUAUUGAAAUGGAUGGAAAUCCAAAUACAACAGAUCAUCGUCUAUUAGAAUUAGCUGAUAGUGUAUCCCGGGCAUUUAAUGUUUGGUUUGGUAUCAGUACAUUACCUGAAAUAUGUCGUCUAAAUCCAACUAUAAUCAAUUCUACACAUCAUGAAGACAGUUAUUCGUUAGAAUUUGAAAAAUUAAUUCCAACAGGACGAAUAUUAAUUGAUUAUACUGAUCGUAAAUGUUUGAUUGAAGUGAAAAAUGAACCAACAUUAGAAAAAGAUUUAGAAAAAGUUGAAACAUCUGUACCAGGUUUAUUGGCACAUUUUAUUCAUGGUUGUUCAACAAGAAAUAUUGAUACAAUACAAACGAUUGAUUUAAAUUUUCUUAUUAAACAAAAUGUAUUUGAUGAAAAUCAAAUCUUUGAAUUAUUAACUACGACAUUUCUUGAAUGUAAUGAAUACAAUCGAUCGAUGCUUAUCUUUGAUAUUGAUUCAUUAAUUAUGUUAAAUAAAUCUGAUUCCGAAAUGUCUAAAUCCAAAUCAAUUUCAAAUAUACGUGUCUAUCAAUUUAUACGAGAAAAAUGUAAGACGUGUAUUGUUGAAGAAACAGAACGCAAUGAGAAAGGUAUUGUUACUAAAAUUGAAAACUGGAUUGUUAUGAUUGUCAAAGAUCCAUGGUUAAAAAAUACAUUGAUUGAUGAUAUUGAAUUUAAAAAAUCAACAGCUCAAUUAAACAAAGAGCAAGCCGAGGAAGACAAACGUAUUGAUGAAGAAACAUCAAGAAAAUGUUCCAAAUGUUUACGAAGCUAUACACCAAAAGAAGCACGUGAUGGGAAUUGUCAUUAUCAUCCGGGCUUUGUUGGAGAUAUUAAUCAACCGAGAGAACGCUUGACUAGUGAAAAAGCACAAGUAAUUCUACAGCGUGCAGUAUUGCAAAAAUUAUCCGAAAAAAGAAAUGCCGAAAUUGAUGUGGGCUUAUUGUCUAAGAAGAUAUGGGGAUUCACUGCAGUCAUGUGA